AAGGUGGACCUUUUGGAUUGGUAGUGGUAGCGCUGAAUCUUUUCUUUUGUGGCAUAGGGCUUUGGGGACAGGUCGAUGAAAACAAGCGAUGAACAUGGGCGCUACAAUCCCUACGCCAAAUUGUUCCUCACCGCCCUCUCCGCCAUGGUGGCGGAAUCCACCACCUUCCCCAUAGACCUCACUAAGACCAGGCUUCAGCUUCACGGCGAGUCUUCCUCCUCCUCUCGCUCCACAAAUGCCUUCAGACUCGCUUCAGCUAUCGUCAAGGACCAAGGUCCCUUUGCCCUCUACAAGGGAUUGUCUCCGGCGAUUCUCAGGCACCUCUUCUAUACCCCCAUACGAAUCGUCGGGUAUGAACACCUACGAUCCCUCUUCCUUGCGUCCGAUGGCGGCUCUGUUCCCCUCCAUGUCAAGGCCCUUGUCGGUGGACUCUCCGGCUCCAUUGCUCAGGUAGUGGCAAGUCCUGCUGAUCUUGUUAAGGUGAGGAUGCAAGCUGAUGGGCGUCUAGUGAGCCAGGGUCUGCAACCCAGAUACUCAGGACCUCUCGAUGCCUUAACCAAGAUAGUGCACGGAGAAGGGAUUAUUGGACUUUGGAAAGGGGUUGUCCCAAAUGUUCAAAGAGCAUUUUUGGUUAACAUGGGAGAAUUAGCGUGCUAUGAUCAUGCUAAACGUUUUGUUCUUCAGAAUCAAAUAGCUGGAGAUAAUAUUUUUGGCCAUACCUUUGCUUCUGUAAUUUCAGGUCUGUGUGCAACUGCUUUGAGUUGUCCAGCUGAUGUUGUAAAGACAAGAAUGAUGAAUCAAGCUGUUAGCAAGGAAGGAAUUGCCAAGUACAACAGUUCGUAUGAUUGCCUUGUUAAGACUGUUAAAGUUGAAGGAUUGAGAGCUUUGUGGAAGGGGUUUUUUCCUACUUGGGCUAGGCUUGGUCCUUGGCAAUUUGUCUUCUGGGUGUCUUAUGAGAAGUUUCGCAAACUUGCUGGGUUAUCUUCCUUCUAGUUAAUCAUUGUGUUUUUUGUGCCAAAGCAAGUAAACGUAGAGAUAUUGAAUGGCUUUGUCAUAAGCAGAACUAGUUUUUAAGUUUAUUUGGUAUCAGAAUUGUGGAUCCGGUCCUGUAGAUUGAUGACCCGAAAUUGGAGGAAAAUAAAAUAUACCCUACUUCUCAAAAUAAAAUAUACCCUAUUUAUGUGAAA
This is a messenger RNA of Benincasa hispida (wax gourd), 1187 nucleotides long. It is a transcript of the gene UCP3, whose product is annotated as Mitochondrial substrate carrier family protein. Lineage: Eukaryota; Viridiplantae; Streptophyta; Magnoliopsida; Cucurbitales; Cucurbitaceae. The record is from RefSeq and is a predicted model, not a curated record.